Platichthys flesus (European flounder) is the source of this 1430-nucleotide messenger RNA. It is a transcript of the gene abhd10b, whose product is annotated as abhydrolase domain containing 10, depalmitoylase b. NCBI's taxonomy places the organism in Eukaryota, Metazoa, Chordata, Actinopteri, Pleuronectiformes, Pleuronectidae. The record is from RefSeq and is a predicted model, not a curated record. Gene Ontology annotation, biological process: protein depalmitoylation. Gene Ontology annotation, cellular component: mitochondrion. Gene Ontology annotation, molecular function: hydrolase activity, hydrolyzing O-glycosyl compounds; palmitoyl-(protein) hydrolase activity. The coding region runs from base 32 to 988 and encodes 318 amino acids. The transcript has 5 exons.
UAGAACGUGUAACAAUAUAAUUUAACUUCUCAUGGCCUCACUGGUGAACGAGGACAUUCUGCUACUUCUCGCUCUCGCUGCUCUCGCGAUACUCGCUCAGAAGUCUCGGGGCAGUAUGGCUGCGGUGGCGCUGAGGUGCUGGCGCAGAGGACUUUCACAGAUUUCAAGUCAUGGAGGAUUCGCAGCUUCAUCUUCGAGGCCUCUGGCAGGAGACAGAAGACACAAGUCCACAGUGCAGUUUGCGUCCAGACCGGAGCUCCCAAAGCUGGCCUACAGGAGAGUGAAGGGGAAGAGCCCCGGAGUGGUCUUCCUCCCGGGCUAUGGCUCCAACAUGAACGGACAGAAAGCCGAGGCGCUGGAGGAGUUUUGUAGGUCACUGGGUCACUCGUACCUUAGGUUUGACUACACGGGACACGGGGCCUCAGAGGGGGUGCUAGCAGAAGGGACGAUUGGGACCUGGAAAAAAGACGUCCUUUUUGUGUUGGAUGAGUUAGCAGAGGGGCCACAGAUAAUGGUGGGUUCCAGUAUAGGUGGUUGGCUCAUGCUGCUGGCAGCCAUUGCAAGACCAGACAAGAUCGCUGCACUGGUGGGCAUCUCCACUGCUGCAGAUCAUCUUGUCACAUCGUUCAACUCGCUUUCUCUGGAGGCACGUAAGGAGUUUGAGGAGAAGGGGGAGUGGACAGUUCCCACCAAACACUCGGAGGAGGGUGUUUACAAAUUUAACAUGGACUUUCUGCGUGAGGCAGAAAAUCACUGUGUGCUCCAGAGUCCCAUCCCCAUCACCUGUCCCGUGCGACUCAUCCACGGGCUCAAAGACGAAGACGUCCCCUGGCACAUCUCCAUGCAGGUGGCAGAACGCGUCCUCAGUCCUGACGUGGACGUCAUCCUGCGGCGACAUGGCCAGCACCGCAUGAAAGAGAAGGACGACAUCAAGCUCAUGGUCUACACUAUUGACGAUCUCAUAGACAAGCUGACCACUCUGGUCUGAGGAAGGGAUGUGUGGGGGGGUGGGGAGUGGCAAGCUUGAGAGGUUGCUGAGUUAACAAGAGACGUUUACCAGGAAGUCAACCCUCAAGGAAAUUACCAAACAAAAGCAUGUCUCUCUGCCAAAUAUGACCUUUUAACCGUCUGUUAUUCUCCCUGUACGUCAUCUGGUAUUUUCACAUGCCACCACGGCUGCUAGCUGCUCCCUUAUAUCUUCAGGUUGCAUUUGUUUGUGUUCCAGGUUGUUCCAUCGACUCUCAUGCUAGUCAGCCAUUACUAGGUCUGCCAUUGCUGUUGUCUCUGCCACUGUUCUUACUGUGUGACUGUUUCUUCUCCCUCUUUAAUUAGAUCCUUAGUUUUCCCUGUGCCUUUUAAAAACGAAUCACUUUUCACCCAUUUUGGCCAAUAAAACCUCUGCACCCUAGAGUGCAGGUGUCAGUCUGUUA